UAGCAAAUGUUGGCCCUGGCAAGAUGGCGACCCCCUUGGAGCUCAGUUGCUGGGGAGGGGGCUGGGGGCUUCCAUCAAUACACAGUGAAUCCUUGGUGGUAAUGGCUUACGCCAAGUUUUCUGGUGCACCCUUGAAAGUCAAUGUCAUAGAUAACACCUGGAAAGGUUCAAGAGGAGAUGUACCAAUUUUGACAACUGAAGACAACAUUGUUUCUCAACCGGCAAAAAUACUAAACUUUUUAAGAAAACAGAAAUAUAAUGCUGAUUAUGAACUCUCAGCAAAACAAGGGGCAGAUACACUGGCUUACAUUGCUCUCCUUGAAGAGAAGCUUCUUCCUGCAGUGCUUCAUACAUUCUGGGUUGAGAGUGAAAAUUACUUUUCUGUGACAAAGCCAUGGUUUGCUUCACGAAUUCCCUUUCCCUUGAGUUUGAUCCUUCCUGGAAGAAUGUCUAAGGGAGCACUGACCAGGAUUCUCCUGACCAGAGGACAGCCUCCCCUCUACCACCUCCGAGAAGUGGAAGCACAGAUAUACAGAGAUGCCAAGGAGUGCCUGAAUCUUCUGUCAAACAGAUUGGGGACAUCUCAGUUUUUCUUUGGAGAUACGCCUUCUACCUUGGAUGCCUAUGUGUUUGGUUUUCUCGCACCGCUGUAUAAAGUCCGCUUCCCUAAAGUUCAGUUACAGGAACAUUUGAAGCAGCUCUCCAACCUGUGUCGCUUUUGUGAUGACAUCCUCAGCAGUUAUUUUAGGCUCAGUCUUGGAGGCAUCUCUCCUGCUGGACAAGAAACGGUAGAUGCAAAUCUGCAGAAACUCACACAGCUUGUAAAUAAGGAAUCCAACUUGAUUGAAAAGAUGGAUGACAAUCUUCGCCAAAGCCCUCAGCUUCCUCCUCGGAAACUGCCAACACUUAAACUGACUCCAGCAGAAGAAGAAAGCGACUCCUUACAGCGGCUGUCACCCUGACAGACACCGCACUUUGUGUCCAGAGUCCCAGGACUGUGGCAGUGCUCUCUUACACCGAGUGUGCGAAGACAGAGAGAAAAUGCCAUUAAUAGGUACUGGAAGACUCGAGCAAGACAAACUUUGUAUGAUAUCUAUUUUUUUAAAUUAGGAAGCUUGUAUUUUAGCUUGGCAAUGCACUUUAAAUACCAUCAAAAUAAAUACUAAGCGAACUUGGGGAGGGGGGAAGAAAACGCAUUGUACUGUAUAUAUUAAAAGAAAAACCUGCCUUAAUCGUGGCAGAUUUUUGCCUUUGGUUCACAUGUUGCUGACCAAAAGCUACAAUUCUGUUCUGAAUGUGCACUCUCACUUUAUUUAAGCUAAUUUAUAAAUUUAGUUUUCUUAGGGCAGUCUGAAUGUCUAAUAUGUGGCUCUUGGGCUGAGGCCUUUUUCUUCUGUUUAGAAAUUUGAUGCCUACUUUAGACAUUAGGAAAAAUAUAUUAUCCUUAUAUUGUAUUUACUUCCCUGGAAAAGCCUGUAUUUAAUUGUAAAAAUCAUUGAGGAAUGUGCUUUUAAAUUAUUCUCUCAUAAGACUAAUCUUUUGGGGGUUUAGUACCAUAUAUAAAUAUUAAAGGUGGUUAUAUAUAAUAUUUAUCUGACUAUAUGCACUUCGAUAUUACAAUUAACAUUUGCUGAUAUGUUCAAUCUAGGUCAGUAAGGGCUCUUUUAGUUUGUUGGGUGAAUGUGCCUGCUUUAGACCUAUGUAUUUGCAGUGUAUCUUUAACUCUGGUCAUCUCUUUCUUGGAUUGAUUUCAGGAGGACUGAAUGUAUUGGCACCGUUAUUAUGCCAAGCUAUAAAGUCUCAUUGAAACUUGCUCCAUUUGUAGACACUACUCAGAAGGAACUCUCACCAGAGUACUAGAAGUACCUACUAUGUGCUGGUCCAAGUUCAUCAUGCUUGGCUCAUACCAAUGUUCUUUCAUAAGAAGCCUAUCAUGUAUUCAAAAGUUUUAUGACAACUAUUUUUAUGUAGUUUCACUAUAGUUGAAGGAUCCAGUGGAAUAAUAGGGAAUAGCAGUAUGUUUUAAGGAUAUUUUCUACUUAUUGGUUGCUGAACUGUUAAAGGAUUUGCUGUGCAAGUAAUUUUACUUAUAGUAAAAUCUUAUUUUAGUGGCUGAGGUGCUUCUGUUGACCUAAAACCACUUCUGGGAUUUUUAAAAUAUAGGACCAUAUUUUUGAUUAGUGUCUUAAAAGAAUACUAUGGUGCUCAGCAAAUCUUAUCACAUUCUUCAGAAACCCACAUGUUAAGAAAACAGCUUUGUGGUCCAGACUCAUCCAGUUUGAGAUGAGUGUAGCUCCGCUGUGUUUGCCCUGCGUCCUCUCAAUUUGUUCAGUAUUGAGGUAGCUAUUUAUAUAGGAGUCUUUAAGUCCUUGUAAAUAUUCUUUUUUGAAAGUGAGAAACAAAGUGGUCUUCAAAAUCUUGUUUAUCUGUUUGGAUGCAUUUAGGGAGAGUAACUAUAAUUUCUGCAACAGGUGGAAGAGUGUGUGUGUGUGUGUGUGUGUGUGUGUGUGUGUAUAACGUGUUAAUCAUCUGUUAGUUUCCAACAAUCUGAAAUCCAUAUGAAUGUUGUGUAUUGAAAAUCAUGACCAGAGGAUUUUACUGUCCUCCACGAUUGAUGAUACACAUUGGAGGUGGUUGGUUAGCACAUCAAUCAGACAUUUGUUUAUGCUUCAGCCAGGGUUAGUCAUUUCUAGUUACAAUUUCUAUUAUAGCUUCCAAAAAGCUUUUGAAGUGGCUUAAAACUGUCAAACACAUGUAAAACAGGACAAUUAAAGUUACUUUUGGAGUGGGAGAGAGAGCUAUACCAACCUUUAUAGAUUAUAAAAUAGAAUGGUAAAUUUAAUUCCAAGUCUCUCCGAAAGCAAAGUCAAAAGAUAAUGCUGGAUUAUGUAAAUUUUUCUGUCAAUAAAGUAGUAAUGCCCAUGAAUAAGAAAAGUGUGUUUUAGUUUUUGUAAGAAUGUGGGAGUUCGUGCUGUUACAACACACAGACUUGAGCCGAGAAGUAUCCUGUUCCAUGUGUUGCAAGUCUAAUCAAUGGCGCCGUUUUAAAACAACAAGUAUUUGUCUUUUCUAGUAGAGAAGAUGACUGUAAACAUGACUUAUUUCCUUUUGAUCAUUCCUGCCUUGAACUGCCUUUAGACUUGUACCACAUAGGCCGUGAUGCUUCCACAGUACUUUUCCUAAGAGGCAAAAUGUGGUUUAGACAGGUGGAAACGUGUAUGUUGGUGCACCUGGCUGAGCUUUUUUUUUGCAUAAGUUCUAACUGAGCACAGACCACUGCAGAGAUGUGCUCUUGGAAAGGAACAACAUUCCAGACUGGACAGAGCUUGUGAUCAGCCUGUCAGGAUGUGCUGUGUAUAAAGUUUGAGUUUGUUGAGAUAAAUGGUCUAUAGUCUUAAACAGAAUGCUAUGACCUACUUUCUUUUGGAGUGAUGGUGGAAGAUAAUAUAAAAGGGACUACAUGUUUAUCUUUGUGGCAUAGGAUUAGAAAACUGGUCAGAUAAUGCCCGUGUGAAUAAGAUCCUACAUCCACCAUCAUCAGUUAGCCGUAAGACUGACAAUUCUCACAGCACUAAAGAAACUAAAGAACCAUGAGGAUGUUCAUUCCUUCCAGUGCUUUUUACCCCCCCUACAAAGGUAGGCACUGACAAGUAAAACAGAUGUCAAUUUAGGUAUGUUUGUAUUAUUUUGGGGGGUACUAGAGGAUUAGAGAUUUUACAUUAAACCCAAAGCAUUUUAAUUGCCAUUUGUAAUUUCUACUCACUCAAUAUUGCUAGAUAUGAGGGGGACCAAAAAGAAAACCUCCCUGGAAUUUAUUGAUAAAAACUGUGGUAAGAAUAGUAAAACUGUUGAUCAGAAUAAUAAAUAUUCUUACGUGUUUAAACUUUAGUCCCCUUCAAAGUAGUCUCCAUUUGAUGCAAUAUACCUAUUGAGAAGUUUUUUCCACUGCUUGAAACAGUUUUGAACUCAUCAAUUUUGAUGCCUCUUAGUGCUUCUGCUAUUUUUUGUUUCACCUCUUCCACAUUGGCAAACUGUUUCCCUUUUAGAACUUCUUCAUCUGGGCAAACAAAAAUAAGGUCUCUGGGGGUGAGAUUGGCUGAGGGAGGGUUGGGGCCAUUAUUGCCACUUUUGGUCAAAACUGCUGAACACCUUACUGUGUGCUCCUAAAUCACCCACCAUGAAAUGGGCAAACAUGCUAAAAGAAUCUUUGAAAAAAAUUUACUGAAGCUGACACAGCCUCUCACAACAAUGCCAGCUGGCACACUGAUACAAAUGGGUUCCUAGAACACCUAAUGGGGGAGGCCUGUAUUACAAGGGGCCCACCCUCCAAAAAAUAAUUCUGGAUGCUUUUUUGGGUCACCCCUUGUAGAUAAACAUGAAGGAAUGGAGAAGCUUAUUUCAGUCAUAGCUAAGUUAUAAUUUUCAGAAGUCUGCAAAAAUGAAAAAAAAAAACGUCAAAAGAGUCAAAAAUUGUUAAG
Artibeus jamaicensis (Jamaican fruit-eating bat) is the source of this 4478-nucleotide messenger RNA. RefSeq names its product metaxin 3 (gene MTX3). The record is from RefSeq and is a predicted model, not a curated record. The coding region runs from base 24 to 962 and encodes 312 amino acids. Lineage: Eukaryota; Metazoa; Chordata; Mammalia; Chiroptera; Phyllostomidae. Gene Ontology annotation, cellular component: SAM complex. Gene Ontology annotation, biological process: mitochondrion organization. The transcript has 9 exons.